AUCUUUUGCAUACUGCCGUUAAAACUUGUCUUGACAGCCAGCAAACGUGGAAGAAUUCGAAUUUCGAACUUCAAAAAAGGGAAUCAUCCCCAACGUAUUGCACAAUUUGUACUCCUUUACCCGCACCCCUCCACUGAGCUAUUUGCUGAUUUAGCAUAUUCCGUUGGUUCCGUUUUACUCAGCAGAGUAAAAGAAAUGGACAAAGAGGAAAUGGAAAAUGAGACUAAUCAGAUCGUCGAGAUCAAAGGGAUUCCCAAUCAUGGCGGAAAAUACACUCAGUAUAACGUCCUAGGAAAUCUCUUCGAAGUCCCCUCCAAGUACAUGCCUCCUAUUCAACCCGUCGGCCGUGGAGCUUAUGGCUUGGUUUGUUGUGCUUCGAAUUCUGAAACAAAGGAAAAGGUUGCAAUUAAGAAAAUUGGGAAUGCAUUUGAUAAUAGGAUUGAUGCCAAAAGGACUCUCCGGGAGAUCAAACUUCUUUCCCACAUGGAUCAUGAGAAUGUAAUCAAAAUCAAAGAUAUAAUACGGCCACCAGAUAGAGAGAAGUUCAAUGACGUUUAUAUUGUCUAUGAGUUAAUGGAUACUGAUUUGCACCAAAUAAUAUGCUCUUCCCAGCCACUCACAGAAGAUCAUUGUCAAUAUUUCCUUUAUCAGUUAUUGAGGGGACUAAAGUACAUUCACUCCGCUAAUGUUCUCCACCGGGAUCUCAAGCCCAGCAACUUGCUGCUUGAUGCAAAUUGUGAUUUAAAAAUAUGUGAUUUCGGGCUUGCACGAACCACAUCAGAGGCAGAUUACAUGACAGAGUAUGUUGUCACAAGGUGGUAUAGGGCCCCUGAAUUGUUACUCAGCUGCUCAGAAUAUACUGCAUCAAUUGAUAUAUGGUCAGUUGGCUGCAUUUUAAUGGAAAUCAUUAAAAGAGAGCCUCUCUUUCCAGGGAGAGAUUACGUUCAGCAAUUGACCCUUAUUAAUGAGCUAUUAGGUACCCCAGAAGACUCUGAUCUCGGGUUCCUGAGGAGUGAUAGUGCUAGAAAAUAUGUAAAGCAGCUUCCUCAUGUUCCCAAACAGCCCUUUUCCAAGAUGUUCCCGGAUAUGCCUCCCUUAGCUAUUGAUCUUGCAGAGAAGAUGCUGUUGUUUGAUCCAACAAAACGCAUAACUGUUGAGGAUGCCCUAAACCAUCCAUUUCUAUCAAGUCUUCAUGAAAUCAAUGAGGAGCCCACUUGCCCUUCUCCCUUUGUCUUUGAUUUUGAACAAGCAUCUCUAGACGAAGAUGACAUAAAAGAACUCAUAUGGAGGGAGGCUCUAAAGCACAAUCCAAUCGACAAUGAGUUGAGCACUUAAGAUCCCCACCCUGUUUGGCUUGUUUUAGUAUGGAAGAUUGCGGUUCACAAGCCUGUGUUUGGAAGCGUUAGAAAAGAGAUGCCUAUGAUUUAAAUUCCGUUUGUUUUCCUUGACCACCAAUCUGAAGAGGACAAGUCGAUGCCAGCAAUCACCAGAUUCUUCCCUCACCCGGCUUGCCUGAUUCGUCCCAAACAUGAAUUCCCUCUUUGUUUCAGUGACGAAGAAGAAAUGAAGUUAUUUUUGCAGAUUGAAAUCGGCUAAACAGAUCGAUUGAAUUUUUUAAAAUAG
This is a messenger RNA of Cuscuta europaea, 1623 nucleotides long. NCBI's taxonomy places the organism in Eukaryota, Viridiplantae, Streptophyta, Magnoliopsida, Solanales, Convolvulaceae. The record is from the annotation of a GenBank genome assembly.